AAGCUCGGUUAACAAUAGAGAAUUCUUGAUGUUUCAUUUCAGGAUGCUUCGGGCAAUGAUUCUAGCCUUCAAAGAGAUACUUUUUAAUCUUGCCAAGGGAAUGUCGUGACUUGGUCUUCUCAAAGAGGUUCGCGUUUUUUGACAAAGUUAAAAAGCUGCUGUUCACGGUUUUACAGUGCUCGAUCUCGUCGCGAGAAAAAGACAGGUUUUCGCCUGUAUUUUCAAAAAUGGCUGAUCACAGUCACGUCGGAAAUGGCAUUAAUGUGGAUAAAUCGCUGGUGAAAGCCGCAGAAAUUUCGCGAGUGGUAAUCACCGUCCAAGGCGCUCAAGAAAUGUUGCAGGAAACGACGCGAGGAGUUCCUGCUCUGGGAGAUUCUACUUACAGAAAAGGACAGCUUCGACAAGCGCCCUCUUAUCUGCUGGGCAAACCUCUGCACGAUUUCGACGCUACAGCCGGGAACGGACCCUCUAAGGAGACAUUUCUGGUCCUCAGCCGCAGGUCCAAGUUAUCACACGACCAGGCCUACAGAUUCAACAUGUCCCGAUCGUUAUUCCUGCUCGAGCCGCUUCACCCGCUCAGACUGUUCGCUAUCAGGAUCAUCACACACCAAUAUUUCGAGUUUUUUGUUAUUUUUAUCAUCCUAGUAAAUUGCAUUUGUCUAGCCUUGAACCAUCCACCAGAGGAAGCCGAAUACAUUUUCGCGUUUAUUUACACGUCUGAGAUGCUUCUCAAGAUCAUUGCCCGUGGCUUCGUUCUUCAUUCGUAUGCGUACCUCAGGAAUCCCUGGAACUGCUUGGAUAUUACAGUGGUUAUACUAGGGUACGUGACACUUUCGCCAAAUAUCGCGAACUUCUCUGGAAUAAGAACUGUUCGCGUUUUGAGAGCUUUACGAACAAUAUCUGUUCUAAAAGGUUUGAAGGCGAUGGUGAACACGCUACUCCGUUCAAUGAAGAUGCUGAGUGAUGUUCUCAUUCUAUUCGUGUUCUUCCUUGCUGUAAUGGCGCUUAUUGGGCUACAGUUAUUCCUGGGCCAUCUCAGAUACAAAUGUGUGUACAACGACGAUUCCUUCAGCAUCUCAGACAGGGCAAAUAACGCAAGUAUGUGGUUUUAUGAAGAGGGGAAUCCUGUUAUUUGUGGGAACGGCACAUCCGCAAGGACGUGUCCAGUAAACUACACGUGUUUGCCAGAUGCUGGCCCCAAUCCUGAUUUCGGUUACACGAAUUUUGAUCAUAUGGGAUGGUCUCUUGUGAUGUCAUUUCAGCUUCUUACCAUGGACUUCUGGGAAAAUAUCUAUAACAAGAUUCUUGCCUCCAGUGGUGUCUGGUGCGUGUUUUACUUCCUUGGAGCUAUCUUUUUCUGCUCGUUUUAUCUUCUUAAUCUUGUGCUGGCUGUGGUAGCUUUAUCUUACGAACUGGAAAUCAAAUCUGUCCACAAAAACGAGAGACUGAAACGUGAAAACAGAACUGCCAUGUCAUAUCCUGCAGACUCGGAAACACUGGAACAUCUCCAUCCACUGACCACAAGACUGCAAGUUCUCAUCAAAACGAUUCAUUCUAUAAGGACUCAGAAAAAGAUUGAAGAAAUCACCUACAGAGUUCCAAAAGAAUCAGAGCCUCCGUCCCUGUAUCGCCUCAUCGCGAGCAAAAAUUCAUUCAAAGAAAUCCUCGAUGAGAAACUAAAGAAUGAGACGUUUCGAACAGAAAUGACGUGGACGAGACGUUUACAAAGGAUGAUGUGUGAUGUCAUGGGCCACCCCGCUGUGGAGUUUACUAUUAUGGGGUUCAUUCUCGCAAAUACGGUGGUUCUUGCUCUGCAUCACCAUCAAAUCGACACGCAAUUUAAGAAAGUCCUUGAUGUUCUUAAUCUGAUGUUUACCGUCAUAUUUACCGUGGAGAUGAUACUGAAACUUGUUGCCCUCGGCCCAAUGUAUUACAUCCAAGGCAGAUGGAACAUUUUUGAUGGUAUCAUUGUCGUUAUCAGCUUAGUGGACACGGGGCUUGAACUCGCGGACUUUCGAGAAUCCUCCGGGACUAGUGUUUUCAGGACAUUUCGUUUGUUCAGAAUUCUUAAACUGGCUCAGUCGUGGGAGACGAUGCGUAGACUGUUAGCAACAAUCUCCAACAGCGUUGGACCAAUCGGGAACAUCACCCUCAUCCUGGGUCUUGUGAUUUACAUCUUUGCGUUGAUGGGUAUGAAAAUGUUUGGCAAACAUUACACUCCUGACAAGUUUGGGGAGGACGGUGUACCUCGCUGGAACUUUAAUGACUUUUGGCACGCGUUCAUGAUGGUGUUCAGAGUGCUGUGUGGAGAGUGGAUCGAGCCUCUCUGGGAUUGCAUGAGGGCCACCAGUCCUGCUGCUGCGAUUCCUUUCUUCAUUCCAGCUGUCGUCAUAGGCAAUUUUAUUGUACUUAAUCUAUUCCUUGCUCUUCUGUUGAACGCUUUUGAUAACGGUGACGACGAAGAGGAAAACGAGGAUGAAAACGACAAAGACAGCGAGGGUGAAGAAAGUUUUUUCAAACGAGCUCUAAGCAAGUUAACGCAGACAAAAACCACAUCAGUGUACCCUGUCCAUGAAUACCCCUUAGCUGAUGGCAGCUGUAAUUCCUCUCAAGAAAUACAAACAACCACGAGAAAGCAGAAUAUGGGAAAGGAAUACUCAAACGUUGCUAACACCGUGUCCCGUGUAUCAAGCCCAAACUUGCAAGGCAAAGCACCAGUGCAAAACGCAGAAGUAAAGGACUGUUUCCCAGAGUGCUGUGUUUCACCUCUCACUAGUUGUGCAGUGUGCAAAAAUAUCAGCUGCAACAGCUGGCUGAAGUUUCGCUGGCGCACCCGGAUGCUUGUGGAGCAUAGAUACUUUGAAUGGUUCAUUCUCUUCACGGUGCUCAUAAGCAGUUUAGUUCUGGUGUUUGAAGACGUGCAUCUCUCAAGCAAGCCGAAGCUGGAAAAAGCUCUGGAAGACUUAAAUUACUUUUUUGCGUUUAUAUUUGCUCUCGAAUUUGUUCUAAAAAUAAUAGGAUUGGGCGUGGUCGGUUAUUUUUCGUCUUUUUGGAAUUGCCUUGAUUCAUUAAUAGUUGCGAUUUCUCUGGUUUGUGUGUUUGAAGAUCAAACCUUGGCGUCCUUACGCUCUCUGCGGACAGUAAGAGCUUUGAGGCCCCUAAGAGCAGUUUCUCGACUGGAGGGGAUGAAGGUUGUCGUGAACGCGCUUUUUUCCGCUAUACCUGGAAUAGGCAACGUGCUCCUAGUAUCUCUCCUGUUUUGGUUGAUAUUCAGUAUCCUAGGAGUACAGCUUUUCGCGGGAAAAUUCUACAAGUGCCAGGACUUGGACGGCGAACGUGUUCCGGCAGACAUCGUACCAAACAAGGACGCAUGCCUGGAGCACCCUGACAAAUAUCGAUGGGUAAACUCAAAUGUCAACUUUGAUAACGUCAUCAACGGUUUUCUCGCCUUGUUUCAAGUGGCUACGUUCGAGGGCUGGAUGGAGCUUAUGGACGAUGCAGUGGAUUCUAAGGAGGUGGAUGAGCAGCCAGCUGAUGAAAGUUACCUCGGCGCUUACAUUUUCUUUGUCGUCUUCAUCAUCAUUGGCGCGUUCUUUGUGCUCAAUUUGUUCGUUGGAGUCAUUAUCGACAACUUCAACAGUUUAAAGAGAAGGUACGACGAGCUUAGCUGCAUGGGGAUGUUGCUGACAGACGCCCAAAGGAAAUGGGUUGAUAUCCUAAAAGAGUCUGCCAAGAAGAAACCUCCAGACCAUUCCAUCAGGCCAAAGAAUAAGGUUUUGAAUGUUCUGUACGAGAUGGUGACGAAUGACAUAUUCGAGAUGGCCAUCCUUGGGAUCAUUGUCUUGAACAUGGUAGUAAUGAUGUGGCAGCAUUAUGGCCAAUCACAGAUGAUGACGAACGCACUUCAAGUCUUCAAUUGGAUUUUCACCGCAGUCUUCAUCAUGGAAGCUGGAGUUAAGCUUGCCGCCUUACGACAGCAUUACUUCUCAAAGGCGUGGAAUGUGUUUGAUUUCGUCAUCGUGAUCACUUCAAUUAUCGGUUUGGCGAUGGACGAGCUCACGACUGGUGACAAUAGUAUCAUCAAUCCAGGUCUUCUUCGAGUCUUUCGCGUCGCAAGAGUCGCCAGGUUACUCAGGAUCCUGCAGUUUGCAAAGGGAAUUCGCCAGCUACUGGUGGCGCUAAUCAUCUCUUUACCAGCUCUCUUGAACGUUGGGACACUCCUGUUCUUAAUAAUCUUCAUAUACGCCAUCAUUGGAAUGUCCACCUUUGGUCAUGUUAAGAAACAGAAGAACUUGGACGACACGGUAAACUUCGAGACUUUCGGCCGCUCCAUGAUGCUGUUAUUUCGCUUGUCUACAGGUGCGGGUUGGAAUGAUAUUCUAGAAUCCUUAAUGCUUCGCGAACCUGACUGCGAUCCAAACUAUGGGGGAUUCCCGAAUGGUAACUGCGGAUUUCCCGUAGGGGCAGUGAUUUACCUUGUGUCCUACAUCUUCAUAGUUUUCCUUAUCAUAGUGAACAUGUAUAUUGCCAUUAUCCUUGAGAACGUGAACCGAGCACAAGAAGGAGGGCUCGUCAUCACUAAAGAGGACCUCGAUGGUUAUUAUGAAAAAUGGGCCUCGUUUGUAACAGAUGGAAAGCAGUAUCUUCUGGUGGAUCAAGUUUCAGACUUCGUCGAUCUGCUUGACGAGCCUUUUAAAAUUCGCAAGCCUAACGAGCAGGAGCUCGUACGAAUGGGAAUCAAUGUACGGAUGGGUUACCGGGUGCAGUGCUUCGACCUUCUUCGCUGUCUGGUCAAGCGGCUUUUGGAGAAAAAAGGCGAAUCACCGCUUGCCUUUGAGCAAAUAGCGUCCAAGUUGGAAACUCAUUUUAGAAGACGCGGAGUCAGGAAGAGAUCACGCAUUAGUAAAUCCCGAUCGGGUUCCAAUGAAAUUGCCAGUGUCGACGCUUGCGACAUACCCUUCAGCGACGCCAUGGCAUCUCCUAUCACAACGGCCGAGAGCAACAGCAAUAAUAAUAAUACCGGAGAUUCUCCAUCAAGGAACACCUCAGUGCCGCGUGCAAAAUACCGUGAUCCAUUUUCAGCCGCUUUGAUGGUUCAAAGCGCCCUUAGGCGUUUUCUGGACAAGCGCAGCACGCGUGGCGUUGUAACGUUUCCAAUGUCAAAUGGAUUCUCCAAUGACAGCGUGCCUAAGUGCUCGUGCAGUCCUCUGUCUUCGAUAUCCAGCGAUCAGGAGGUCAGCGACUUCAUGUUCGGCCUCGACCUCACGCCCGGAACCGGAAGUAGAUCCCAGACAUCUGUUGAUAGCGUGCGUAGUAGUACAUCACCUGGAUGCUGGUCGUACGACCCGUUUGACUCAGAAGGCGAUAGCGUAUGAUAAUGACAUCGAGCCUGAGGAGGGCCAUUGUCAACGGCUGUAACAAUACAUGCCUGAAGAGUUAAGUGGGACUGGUCUUUGUGUUAAUGACAUGCAAUGACGAAGAAACAAUUAGAAAAAGUUACAAUGUCUAGUUAGUUGUACAAAAAUUUAUACUAUUGAUUAGAAAUAUGUAGACUAUUUCAUGAGUAUAGCGGCAAGCAAUUCGCUUCAAAAUUAGAUUGUAGUUUUAGCCAUUAACGAGUUUAUACACCUUCGUUUCAAAAGGUAUUCCUGGCGAAGUCUUGUAUGAAAUGAAUUUUUGUACAAUCAAUUUUAGUAUUCCACCAAGUCUCGUUCUGAGAGCAAGGUUAAGACCAACUCGGAAAUAGCCAGUAUGUGAAGGUUUUACAAUCAAACCGUAAGACAAGCUUUGAUCACAGCCUUGAGUACAAAACACUGCUUACAUACAAUACCCUCUUUCUUCAUUUACACUUUUAUAUGUAUCUACUGUUUAAUGGUGAAAUAAAAAUGUUGUUCAAGUUUCUCGUAAAAUAACUUUCUUGUCCUGCCUCCAUGGUAUUCAGUACCUGAAGGGGUGAGCAUUAUGACGUGAUACUGUACGAUUAGAUGAUGAUUAAAGUCCCAUACAGACAUCUAUUCGUUCUAGUGAACCUUGAUUGAAUCAAACUUAGUUUUCCUGACUACAACCAUCAUUUAGUCGUUCUCGUCAGAAUAUUUUAGCAUAGGCGGGCGCUUAGUACUUAACGCGCUACCAGACUUCAAAACUUCUGCUUAAAAAGUUUUCUUCAACCAUUGCAUUGCAUGUAAAGUUAUACUUAAGACAAUUAACUGCUCAUGUAAAAGGGUUGAAAUAUUUUAUUUGUAAAAUGUUUCGGAAAAAACGCAAAUGAUUGAAAUUAUUUCGAGGGUGAACCAUUUUUGUUAUUGCAAAGUUUGAGCCCCAAUCAGAAUACGCCUCAUAACAGACAUGUUUGCCAUUAUUAUAAAACUUUUAUUCUACAAACCUAUGUGAAGAGUACCAAAAUGUGUAUAUGUCUUGUUCGUCUUAUUUUCGAUUAGUCGCCACAUGUUCAGGGAGUUCAUCUCGCGAUGCUGCAGUAUGUAAUCAAAAUAACAGAAAGCGUAUCAUAUAAAUACUGAAGACAAUAUUUUCUAUAUCUCACGCUGAGCACUUGACAUGCACACAACUAUUUGAUAGGCCCUUUGCAGCCAGAAAAAGUCUGUCGAAUUAGGCAAAAUGACCAAGUUUGAGGCCCCUGGAAUUGAAAGAAUGGGAUUUUAUGACUGUUUGAGUUGUCAAAAAAUUAAGAAGACUUGUACGGAAAAAGUUGUUGAAGAGCAAGAGGUUGCUCUCGAGCAACACUUUCCGUAGAUAUUCCCAAAAUUGUCCGAAAAUUCAAACUGUUGUAUCAACGUAUUCUUUAAUGACAGGGGCCUCAAACUUAGCCAUUUUGCUAGUUUCGAUACGCUUUUUUCCAUUUCUGACAUUCUUUAAGUUAUGCCCAUAAUAUAAUUUUUCUUUAUAAAAAUGUUGGUCACGUGACCCCAGCUGCAAAGGGCCUACCAUAUUGUCUCCGUCAUUCAC
Orbicella faveolata is the source of this 6963-nucleotide messenger RNA. RefSeq names its product sodium channel protein 1 brain-like. Gene Ontology annotation, molecular function: voltage-gated sodium channel activity. Gene Ontology annotation, cellular component: plasma membrane; voltage-gated sodium channel complex. Lineage: Eukaryota; Metazoa; Cnidaria; Anthozoa; Scleractinia; Merulinidae. The record is from RefSeq and is a predicted model, not a curated record. Gene Ontology annotation, biological process: sodium ion transmembrane transport; membrane depolarization during action potential; neuronal action potential.